AAUGCAAAGCGAUAGUUUCGUAUCAAGCAGCGAGAACAUUCCAAAUCCCCAUUUCAUCGAUUCUAAAACAAAUCUCUUCUAGUUAUCAAACUCAAAUGCUGGCAUUGAAUUUUUGAGACCAUUUAGAGGGUCUCAGACAAAGUGACUUUUCGAGGGAACUUCACCAGCAGAAGCACGCGGUGUUUAGCGACUUAGGCUAGCUGCUUCAGUCUAAAACACGAACUAAUAUUCACAUCCAUGGUCUAAAACAACAUUGUCUGCACAUCUGUAAGUUACUUCCAACAUAUGCGCUUUGCUGACACCAGUGACAGAAUGACAAGCAAACGCAAACCAGAAGUGCAGGUUCCUGCAGAAGAGAGUGAUGAGCUCCUCAUUAGGCCACUGGGAGCUGGGCAGGAGGUGGGUCGGUCAUGUCAUUUAAUUGAGUUCAAGGGCAAAAAGAUACUUCUGGACUGUGGGAUACAUCCAGGAAUGCAUGGUGUGGCUUCUUUGCCAUUCCUAGAUAUGAUUGAUCCAGAAGAAAUAGAUCUCCUUCUGGUGAGCCAUUUUCACCUGGACCACAGUGGAGGCCUGCCAUACUUUAUGGAGAAAACAAAGUUCAGAGGGAGGUGCUUUAUGACACAUGCAACAAAAGCUAUCUAUCGCUGGCUGUUAUCAGAUUAUGUGAAAGUCAGCAACAUCUCUACAGAUGACAUGUUGUACACAGAUGCCGACAUUGAGAAAAGCAUGAGCAAAAUAGAAACCAUCAAUUUUCAUCAGGAAAUGGAAGUGAAUGGUGUACGCUUUUGGUGCUACACAGCAGGUCAUGUGUUGGGAGCAGCCAUGUUCAUGAUGGAGAUUGCUGGAGUGAAGAUUUUAUACACCGGUGACUACUCUCGUCAAGAAGAUAGGCAUCUCAUGGCAGCAGAACUGCCAAAUGUUCAUCCUGACAUUGUGAUUAUUGAGUCCACAUAUGGAACACACAUUCAUGAAAAUCGCGAGGAACGAGAGCACCGCUUUACAAGCCUUGUUCAUGAUAUUGUCAACCGGGGUGGAAGGUGCCUUAUUCCAGUCUUUGCUCUUGGCAGAGCUCAGGAGUUGCUGCUAAUUUUAGAUGAAUACUGGAGCCAACAUCCUGAACUGCAUGACAUUCCAAUAUAUUAUGCAUCACAGCUUGCAAAAAAGUGUAUGACUGUGUACCAGACAUACAUCAAUGCUAUGAAUGAAAAAAUUCGUCGUCAGAUCUCCAUCAGCAAUCCCUUUGUUUUCAAACAUAUAAUCAACCUUAAGAACAUGGAGCAGUUUGAAGACAUUGGUCCAUCUGUAGUGCUGGCUAGUCCAGGAAUGAUGCAGUCAGGUUUGUCACGUGAACUCUUUGAAGCAUGGUGCACAGACAAGCGCAAUGGCUGCAUCAUUGCAGGUUACUGUGUGGAGGGAACAUUAGCAAAACACAUCCUGUCAGAGCCAAGUGAGAUACAGACAAUGAGUGGUCAAAAGUUGCCAUUAAAAUGCUCUGUGGACUAUAUUUCAUUCUCAGCACAUGCUGAUUAUAAACAAACCAGCGAAUUUCUAAGAGCCCUGAAACCUGCACAUGUGGUCCUUGUGCAUGGUGAAGCCAAUGAAAUGGCACGGCUAAAGGCUGCUCUCAUUAGGGAAUAUGAAGAUGAUCCUGAUUAUCAAAUGGAGGUCCACAAUCCACGCAACACCACAGCUGUUCACCUUCACUUUCGAGGUGAAAAGAUGGCAAAAGUUGUUGGAGAGCUUGCUGCCAAACCUCCAGUGCAAGGUCACAAAAUUUCUGGCAUCCUUGUGAAGCGGAAUUUUAACUUCCACCUCAUGGCUCCCGACGACUUGCAUAGCUAUACUGAUUUGGCCAUGAGCACUGUAACACAGCGUCUUAGUGUUGGGUACACCGGCACCGUGCAGCUCCUCAAAUUCUAUCUUGGCCAGCUAGCAGGGGACAUCUGGCAGACUACAAAUGCAGGUAUCACCACACUGCGAGUCUUCAACGCCAUCACUGUGACUCUUCAGCCCCACAUGGCCAUUGUAGAGUGGGUGGCCAAUCCAGUGACAGACAUGUAUGCUGAUGCUGUGGUAACAGUCAUACUUCGGGCAGAGCGAGACCCAGUGCCACCGAAGAAUGUUCCAGAUAUAAUGGCCAUUGAUAAAGCACACUUCCAGGAGUGCCUGCUAGAGACUUUGGAAGAAAUGUUCGGCACAGGGUGCACAGACAAGCUGUUUCAGCGGGAUCGCUUGACGGUUAUUGUGGAUGACAAGCAAGCUAUUAUUAACUUGGACACUUUGGAGGUUGUUUGCUGUGAUGAUGCUUUGCAGCAAGUACUGCAGUCUGUCAUCACUAGACUCCAUCAAGCAAUCACUCCAUUGAGAGCAAAUCAGUGAAACAAGACUCUAAACAUGCUUUCAAAGAAAGCAUCUUCAUCAAAGAAAGAAAACAGUGGUGCUCACCUCAGGUAAUGUUACGGCUGGAGCUGACAAGUAAAUUCAUGAGCUAUUAUAAAUAUCAGUGGUCACCACCAGUAAAGAAACAAAUUUGAUGCCCAGUUUUAAUUAUACCAUGUCCUUAGAAGGAGAUUGCACAAUGGAACUUGUUAUCUACCAUAAAAAAAUUAGUGUCUAAUUCUAAAAGUACUAUUUGCUCAUACAUUGCAUAGUGUUCAUUCAUAUUGUUUAUGCUGAAUUUCAGUCUUGAAUGAUACAGACAUGCAUAAAUUCUGUAGAAAGUAAGCAGUUUUAAAAACAUUCGUGAUGUGAUUUAAAUUGAAUUAUAAAUACAGUUUUAAUGUUAAAAAGUUAUACAACAGAUAACUUGAAAACUGUAAACUGAAAAGAGUAAUGUAGAUGCGUUAUCUAUAAUAAAAUUGCUUUUCAGAAUA
This is a messenger RNA of Pomacea canaliculata, 2873 nucleotides long. RefSeq names its product cleavage and polyadenylation specificity factor subunit 3-like. The transcript has 2 exons. Gene Ontology annotation, biological process: mRNA 3'-end processing by stem-loop binding and cleavage. The record is from RefSeq and is a predicted model, not a curated record. Gene Ontology annotation, cellular component: mRNA cleavage and polyadenylation specificity factor complex. Gene Ontology annotation, molecular function: RNA binding; 5'-3' exonuclease activity; RNA endonuclease activity. Bases 286 to 2379 code for a protein of 697 amino acids. Lineage: Eukaryota; Metazoa; Mollusca; Gastropoda; Architaenioglossa; Ampullariidae.